UGGAACUCUUUAGUUAGUGUUCCGCGGAUCGGACUGUCUCCACCGCUACCCGUCCAGUCACGCUCUGCUUCUCAUGUCCCUCGGCUGUGACGCAACUACCUACGAUGACCAAGGCGAAGAUGAGUUGGACACGGAGCACUAUGACCAACUAGAUUUUAGUGACGAUGUCGAUUUUGCCCCUCCAGUGCCGAAGGUACGUUUGCCUCACAUUCCAAUCUUGUCAGGUUAAAUCGGCUGUCAAUGACAGUAAAGAUAAACGUGUUUCAUCAAGGUAUCAUAAUCAGUACUCCAGCGGGCACGCAUCACUUGACGACGACACUACUGAUGAAGGCGAGUUGAAAAGUGAAGAAAGCGACAUUGAAAUCAGCGACAGUUCAGAAGAAGGCGAAGUUCUCUCAGACUUAGACGAGGUUGAUGCCAAAGUAGAACAUUUGGCUGCAAAGGAUGAGACACCGUGGGAACGUGGUUUGCGUUUGGCUCGUGAGCGUUUGGAAAAAGCAAAAGCUUUGAAAGCUGCCGAGAAGGAUUUGGCAGAAAAACGGAUGACAUUGAGCAUUCCAGUCCAGAUGGUUGACGACGAAUUAGAGCAGGCGUCCAAAGGCGAUGUCCUCUGGCCGAGCUACUAUCAAGUGUGCAUCAUCGGUCGCACUGAACUCACAAGCCUUCGCUUCUUACCUGAAGAUCUACGGCCUCCUGCUGCAACGGAGCUGGCCAAGUGGCGAUUAGGGUUAUCCGACGAAUAUACCGGCCGUAAACGCCGUACUUAUCGUCGUGACAGCCGCCGCGACUCCUCAGAAACUAUGUCGUCUUCCGCCUCGAGUUCUUCACGUGCUUCUUCGAGGUCAUCCAGUCGUGAUUCAUCUUCUGUAGCGUCAUCACUGGCUUCCGUUGCAGGCUCUUGGAAAGCAACAUGCGCCAAAGCAAUGAAAGAUUACCUCAGCUCUCCGAUACGAAACAAAGAUCGACGCGGUGGACGAUAUCAUCGUGGUCCUCAACGUAGUCCGAGCGCGUCUUCUGUUUCAAAUAGUCAGUCAUCUGAUUCCCGGUCCGGCUCAGAUCGUUCUACCGAUCACCGAGGUUCCCAACGCCACGGCUAUGGAAGCACGGUAGAUGACAGCAUGAUGGCUAGCUCUGGCCAGCGCCUUUGGACCGAUGGGAAGCGCGGUUCUCGACGUUCUAGAUCCGAAUCUGAACAAUCCUCGGCUUCUCGUUCUGGCUCACAGUCUUCCACUUCUCGACCAGCGGUGCGUAAGGGCCGGCAAGAUUGGAAGCGUGGUGCCCGUCGGAACAUGACGCACGAGGACGAGGAUGAGCAGUGGCAGGGAUCUGGGGAUCAAUCUGGUUCCGAUUCUUCGGUUAGACGGCGUUCCGAUGUUCCUCCGCUGCCACACGAGCGACCCGUUAAACGUCCCUGGGUUGCCGCUCCUUCACUGGCCACAAGUAUAUUAACAGCGCCCCCUAAUCAAGCUGCGGUUCUUCGGACCCGCUCACGGGAAGAUUCCAACUCAAGCGCUCACUCUGGUGGUUCCAAUGCUUCUCCAACUGCGGAUGAUAAGCGAUUCAUCACGUCGUGGUCCAAAAGUCCUUCUUCAGACGAGGGCCAACGACCUAGUCGUGGCGCUGUUCGUCGACAGCGGCUCCCCGAUGUCGUGCCCGGAAGUCACGCCGGUCACGUCCGCGGUACAGCUACUCCGCGUCGAAAGAAGAGCCGUAGUCCUUAUCUUAUCGACCAACGCCAAAGAGGCACGGGACCCGAAGUGCCUGAACCACCCCAUCCAGCAAAUGAAUUUUCCAUACCACACCGGUCUGCCCAACCACCCCCACAAGAGGGCAGAGAUGCCCCACCAUUGGUGUCCCCAGCGCUUCAGCUUAGACAGGAGCCCCCUAGCGAACCCACUCUUGUCACUUCCGCUCAACCAACGACCACUGCAGGCGAAUUGCCAUCCGCCUCCAAUCGUCCCGGAGUGCGUAUGACGUUGGCUCCAAGAAUCAAAGCUUCCACUGUCGAUAUGACCAACUUGGCCGGUGGGGUUACGCGCACCACUACUGGACGCACUUUUCAGCCAUCGCCGCCACGCGUUCCACGUUUACCAUUCCCAGUUCCGUCAAUGAAUCGCGGGGUAUCUCCCUCCGCCCCUGGUCAUCCGCUGCCUAAUUUUCCAAACACCAUCGACCAGAACGAAAUCCGUCGACAAGCCGAGGCGGCUGCGGCGAUUGUUGAGGAACGAGAACGCCGACGUGCAGCUGCCGAAGCUGCUAAAAGGCGUCGGAACCCUAAUCACAAGAAACGAGAUGACUUGUCUAAAAUACCGAUACGUGGACGGCCAACUUACAGAAGAUUAUCUUUCUCGGACUCUUCUCUUGAUUCCGGUAGCUCCUCUCGUUCCAGGUCUUCAUCGAGAUCUGGACAGGAUUCCCACUCUCGUCACCAAUCGCCGGUCGAUGUGUCUGAUACUGCGCGCCUACCUCAAGAUGCGCGCAACAUUCAAAUAACUAUCGAUCAACGACCUCACAAAUCUCACAAACGAACUCGGCCGAUGAUAACCCCCGACUACGGUCGUGUUGGGCCUGUGGAUGAUGGUUUUAGCAAGGGCAACCGCCCGAUCGUUCGCGGACCACCUCCUGAUGAGUACUCUCGAGAGUUCUUUGAAGGGGUCGACGCUAGGCAGCACCGUAUGAAAGCCGGUCACGAGACUUCUCAUCGUCACCGUUCCGAUCGUAUUCCCAAGACAAAUAUUCCCACACACAGAUCCUCUCAUACACAAAUGCAAAAUAUGUACGGAGAGUAUAGCGUGGACCAGCAAUCAGGUGUUCCAGGCGCUGGAUUUCGUCAUCGUGAGCCUAAAUCAUUCGACUUGCCCAACCAGGCGAAGCACGGGAUGGUGUAUGAUGACGCGAUGCAACGUUACGAGGCUGGCGGUCGCCGUGGGGGCAUGGUCUAUACUCAACAGCAGCAACAGCAGGCACAAGUGUUGGAGCGUCCCAGAAGGCCCAGGACGCCACAUGCCGAUUUAACCGAUGGGAUUUACAAUACUCGCUCUCCUCAUAUGAAUGUCAACCUCCAUCGCACGAUCAAGAAUGACCGUAAGCGCGUUGAAGAGAGAAGUGAAGACAUCUUUGCCCCCGCGCCAAGUCGAAAACGUGCUUUGAUUGUGGAACAAGAAUUCGAACCAGGAAGCAACGUUGACAUACGACGAGCGCGUAGUCGCCAUCGAAGCCGUGGACCUGGUGCUCCCAUUGAUCGUUCUGAGCCGUUUGAGUCUGACGCUGGUAGCUUUGCAGCUGAACAGCGCUUACGCGAAUUACGGGAACGUCUCAAUUUGGUUGAUGAUGCCAUCGCUGAAUUAAAGGCCGGUUCCGCUACUGGCUAUGUAGACGCUCGCAGAUAAUGUUAAUCCAUUUUUAACCGGACCCCACAUUUCCCCCUAUGCGUUGUUGUCCCGUGUAUUAUAUCCCCACGUAAUUACCCUUACGUUUUUCUCCUAAACCUUCGAACUUUCCACCAAUUACACUUAUCCACGCGUCUGCUUGUUUGUUGUAAUCAUUCUUCUGAAAAUGCCAGAAUCCCGCCAUUCGC
Molecule: messenger RNA, 3577 nt
Organism: Dicrocoelium dendriticum
Lineage: Eukaryota; Metazoa; Platyhelminthes; Trematoda; Plagiorchiida; Dicrocoeliidae
Source: the annotation of a GenBank genome assembly